Molecule: messenger RNA, 3015 nt
Organism: Mus pahari (shrew mouse)
Lineage: Eukaryota; Metazoa; Chordata; Mammalia; Rodentia; Muridae
Gene: Rhot1
Product: ras homolog family member T1
Exons: 19
Coding region: 152-2128 (658 amino acids)
Biological process (GO): small GTPase-mediated signal transduction; mitochondrion organization
Cellular component (GO): mitochondrial outer membrane
Molecular function (GO): GTPase activity; calcium ion binding; GTP binding
Source: RefSeq, a predicted model, not a curated record
UCCGAAGCGGAGCGGCCGCGGAGGAGUCGGUGCGGCAGGUCCUGGCGGCCGAGAUUCGGGCGCAGAGGCCCGAGAGGCUGGCAGGGAGCGGCGGUAGCGCGGGGAGAGCGACGCCACGGGCUGGGCGCUCCCGGCGUGAGGCGUGCGCUCCAUGCGUGCGGGCCGAGUGCGGCCCCUGCGAGCCUCCGACAUGAAGAAAGACGUGCGGAUCCUGCUGGUGGGAGAACCUAGAGUUGGGAAGACAUCACUGAUUAUGUCGCUGGUCAGUGAAGAAUUUCCAGAAGAGGUUCCUCCCCGAGCAGAAGAAAUCACCAUUCCAGCUGAUGUCACCCCUGAAAGAGUUCCAACACACAUUGUUGAUUAUUCAGAAGCAGAACAGAGUGAUGAACAACUUCAUCAAGAAAUAUCACAGGCUAAUGUCAUCUGCAUAGUUUAUGCUGUUAACAACAAACAUUCUAUUGAUAAGGUAACAAGCCGAUGGAUUCCUCUCAUAAAUGAAAGAACAGACAAAGACAGCAGGCUGCCUUUGAUACUGGUUGGGAACAAAUCUGAUCUGGUGGAAUAUAGUAGUAUGGAGACCAUCCUUCCAAUUAUGAACCAGUAUACAGAAAUAGAGACCUGUGUGGAGUGUUCAGCAAAAAACCUAAAGAAUAUAUCAGAGCUGUUUUAUUAUGCACAGAAAGCUGUUCUUCAUCCUACAGGGCCUCUAUACUGCCCAGAGGAGAAAGAGAUGAAACCAGCUUGUAUAAAGGCCCUCACUCGUAUAUUUAAAAUAUCUGAUCAAGAUAAUGAUGGCACUCUGAAUGAUGCUGAGCUCAACUUCUUUCAGAGAAUUUGUUUCAACACUCCUUUAGCUCCGCAAGCGCUGGAAGAUGUCAAGAAUGUGGUUAGAAAGCACUUAAGUGAUGGUGUGGCUGACAGUGGGCUGACGCUCAGAGGUUUUCUCUUUUUACAUACACUUUUUAUCCAGAGGGGGAGGCAUGAGACUACUUGGACUGUGCUUCGACGAUUUGGUUAUGAUGAUGAUCUGGAUCUGACGCCUGAGUAUUUAUUCCCCCUGUAUGCUUGUGAGUGUUAUGUUACCUCUUUUGUGUGUUUUCAGGACAGAGACUGUGCUUUGUCGCCUGAUGAACUUAAAGAUUUAUUUCAAGUUUUUCCUUACAUACCUUGGGGACCAGAUGUAAAUAACACAGUUUGCACAAAUGAAAGAGGCUGGAUAACCUACCAGGGGUUCCUCUCCCAGUGGACGCUCACAACCUACUUAGAUGUGCAGCGUUGCCUGGAGUAUUUGGGAUAUCUAGGCUAUUCCAUACUGACGGAACAAGAAUCUCAAGCUUCAGCCAUUACAGUAACAAGAGAUAAAAAGAUUGACCUGCAGAAAAAACAAACUCAGAGAAAUGUGUUCAGGUGUAAUGUAAUUGGAGUGAAAGGCUGUGGGAAAACGGGAGUUCUUCAGUCUCUCCUUGGAAGAAACCUAAUGAGGCAGAAGAAAAUUCGUGAUGAUCAUAAGUCCUAUUAUGCAAUUAACACUGUCUAUGUAUAUGGACAAGAGAAAUACUUGUUGCUUCACGAUAUCUCAGAGGCGGAAUUUCUAACUGAGGCUGAGACCAUUUGUGAUGUUGUAUGCCUGGUAUAUGAUGUCACCAAUCCCAAAUCCUUUGAAUACUGUGCCAGAAUUUUUAAGCAACAUUUUAUGGACAGCAGAAUUCCCUGCUUAAUUGUAGCUGCAAAGUCAGACCUGCAUGAAGUCAAACAGGAACAUAGUAUCUCACCUACUGAUUUCUGCAGGAAACACAAAAUGCCUCCACCUCAAGCCUUCAGUUGCAAUACUGCCGAUGCCCCCAGUAAGGAUAUCUUUGUUAAGUUGACAACAAUGGCCAUGUACCCCCAUGCCCGGUUACGCUGCAUGUGCACCUGCAACAGGUGUACAUUUUGCAUCUGUCAGAACUUCCUCAACUCAGACUUGCUGCAAUCUGUAAAGAACAAAAUCUUCACUGCAGUUCUUAACAGGCACGUGACACAAGCUGACCUCAAGAGCUCAACAUUCUGGCUUCGAGCAAGCUUUGGUGCUACUGUCUUCGCAGUUGUGGGCUUUGCCAUGUACAAAGCACUAUUGAAACAGCGAUGAUUAAGAAAAAGCACUGGCCUACCAAAACACAUACUUUUAAUGUACAUUCUGAAUGCUUUAAAUUCUGCUAGAAAUAUUGAGAUAUUUAUACAUGCAGAGUUACUUUAUUAAUAUUUGUAAUUCAUGCAUAAGAGUAUUUUACUCAUAGUAAUGACUGCAGUAUUGACUGGCAUGUGGAAAGAAAACAUCUUAGUAGCCAAAUAUAAGUGGCUAAAUUUCAGAGGCCAAAAGGGAAUAUUUUGUAAAUAAUGUACAUAUUCAAGCAAGAUACGGUCUCCUGAACUGACUUCUAGAAAUGGUGUUUCCAGACAUUUCUACAGUAGUGGUCUAGUGUUCACUUGGCUCACCCUGCUAGGUUUCAGUCACCCAGAGAUUGUGUUUACUCAGGCAUCACGUAUUUAUUUCAAGGUGACUCAGAAUGAUCCUUUGGCUUCUGUAGCCGUUUCUCUCCAUUUUUAAGAUCACACAGGAGACGAGGUCAGCUUUCCAAAACCACUCUGUUUCCAUUCUGUCACUUAUGGUAGGCUGGCUUCAACGCCAUCAUGAAACCUAGAAAGUUGUGGAGCUGAGUAUGCGGCUGAAGGCCUGAGGCAGGAGCAGGUAGCGGAGGUUACCUGUGUCACCACAUUGCUUCUUUGUCAGAGUGUGGAUUUUAUAGCCCUUUCAAUCAAAUGGGGAAAACAGUUUGUAUAUUAUCAAUGUUUUUAGUUACAAUAAAGAAGCCGCCCUGCCCACUGCUGAAUCCCACCUGAAGUGAAACCGUGUCUAAUGGCCGUGUCUGUGUAGUUAUUGCCGUAGCUGCAUGUGUCAUGAUGUGUUCUGUAUCUGGCCAGGAUCACCUAGAGGCAACACUUUUUUAAUGGUAAAAUAAAUCUAAUGAAUAUAAA